Molecule: messenger RNA, 1784 nt
Organism: Dicentrarchus labrax (European seabass)
Lineage: Eukaryota; Metazoa; Chordata; Actinopteri; Moronidae
Product: histone-binding protein N1/N2
Exons: 14
Coding region: 123-1613 (496 amino acids)
Biological process (GO): DNA replication-dependent chromatin assembly; CENP-A containing chromatin assembly
Cellular component (GO): nucleoplasm
Molecular function (GO): histone binding
Source: RefSeq, a predicted model, not a curated record
UCGCGCCAAAUUGAAACAACGGAGCAGUCAGUCUGAGCGGUGGAAGGAAGGACUUGAGACACAAACCAACAGGCUCUACCUUUAACCUUUCACUCGUUAUUUCCCGCUCAAGAGUAGCUAACAUGGAGGAGGCCAACAAGCUAAUCGGCACGGGCAAGAAGCACCUGGUGAUGGGGAAGGUGGUGGAGGCGGUGAGCGCCCUGCAGGAGGCCUGCGGCAUGCUAGCUAAGAAGUACGGGGACACAGCAGAUGAGUGUGGAGAGGCGUUCUUCUGGUGUGGAAAAGCUCUGUUGGAUUUGGCACGGAUGGAGAACUCAGUCCUGGGUAAUGCUCUGGAAGGAGUACCGGAGGAGGAGGAAGAGGAGGAAAGCCCCAAGGACUCGAACGUUGAUGGCACAGAAAACAUCGAUGAGAAGACUAGGGAUGAGCUGAGGGAGCAGGUGUACGACGCCAUGGCGGAGAAGAAAACCGAAGACGCAGAGAAAAAGAACGAAGACGCAGAGAAGAAAAAGGACGACUUACAGCAGGUCGAAGGGAAGCAGAGCGAAGAUAAAGAGAACGGUGAUGUAAAAAAGGCUGAUGAGCAACAGAAGACAGAAAAGAAGAGCGAGGUUAAUGGAAGCAAAUCUGAUGAAAGUGAAGAGAAGACAGUAAACGACAAGGAGGCUGAGAAAGAAUCAGCAGACAAGGAAGCGGAAGCAGAAGAGGAGGAGGAAGAGGAGGAGGAGGUGGAAGAAGAUGGUGAUGAUGUAGAAAUGGAGGGCGACGCAGAAGAGCAAGGCGAAGGAGACGGCGCUGCUGAGAAGGACAGUGAGGAUGAGGAGGUGGGGAACCUGCAGCUGGCCUGGGAAAUGCUGGAAGUGGCUAAAGUCAUCUACACAAGGAAGGAGAACAAAGAGGAUCAGCUCAUGGCAGCCCAGACCCGCCUGAAACUGGGUGAAGUUUCUGCUGAGUCAGGGAAUUACACGCAAGCUCUGGAGGAUUUCCAGGAGUGUCUGAAGCUGCAGGUGAAGCACCUUGAUUCAGACAGCCGCCUGCUUGCCGAGACCCACUACCAGCUAGGUCUGACCUACAGCUUAAAUCUCGAGUACAGCAAGGCCAUCGAGGAGCUGAAGAGCUCCAUCUCCGUCAUAAAGAGCAGGCUGGACAAACUGCAGGAGCUGCUAGACAAGGCGGAGGGCCCAGAGGCUCUGCCUGAGGAGAGGAAGGAGAUGGAGGAGCUGAAGACGCUGCUGCCAGAGAUCCAGGAGAAGGUGGAGGAUGCCACAGAGGGGCUGAAGACGGCGAGCACUGCCGCUGAGGCUGUGAAGGGUGUACUGGACGGAGGCUCCACUUCCUCUGCUUUCCCAGGAUCCUCUACACAGAAUGGCAACUCCUCACCUGCUCCAAAGAUUAACAGCACAUCAACCAACGGAGUUAGUUCUACUAACGGACACACCUCCAAAGCUCCAGUCUCUGACAUCUCCCACCUGGUCAGGAAGAAGAGGAAAUCAGAUGAGAGUCCAGUGAAGGAGAACGUGGUUAAGAAGGUGAAGCAGGACGCUGGUAAGACUAACGGUGCUGACAAAGCCAACAGAGACGCUAACGGACAAAUGGAAGUCGAGAGUAAGUGAAGCUACACUCGACUCCACCCAAGAAGAGACUCAAACAUGCCAUGCUCACUUCACUGUUUCUACACCUGUUUGCUGUUGUAAAUAUGUGUUUCUUUUUCUAUGCCUGUUAUAAUGUUAGUGUGUUCCCAUAUGUAACCUAUAAAAUUUCAAUAAAUAUUAUUUGAUGGAGAA